Molecule: messenger RNA, 474 nt
Organism: Lactuca saligna
Lineage: Eukaryota; Viridiplantae; Streptophyta; Magnoliopsida; Asterales; Asteraceae
Source: the annotation of a GenBank genome assembly
AUGGAAGGGAAAGAAAUUGCACAUGACUACGUGAUGCCUAUGGGUGAAAAUAGUGUAGCAUGGGGAAAUAUAAAUGAAUUGAGUAGUUCAUUAUUUUUUAGAUUGCCUGGAUUUGUAGAUGAAGUGUUGGAUAUGAUGGAUAAAGUAAAAGGUGAGAAAAAAGUAAGUUAUGUUGGAGAUAACAAUCAUGGGAUUGAUAAGAGUUUAAAAGACACCAUUAAUGAGGACAUAGGUUUUACUACACAAAGCUCAAGAAAUUUAUUAAGUGAUCUAAAUGAAUCAGUUGUUGUGAAGGAUAGAAGGAAAUUCGAAAAAGAAUCGAAUGUGAAUAGGAGAAGGAAAUGUAAGGUUCCAAACUAUGAGCAGUCACCAUUUGUGGAUAGGCUAAAUCAGCAACGGUUCUUUUGCAAUGACUUGAUGACACAAAACCAUCCAAUGCAUACUGAAUUGUACUCAAAGGAAGCCAACUCAUGA